Molecule: messenger RNA, 4035 nt
Organism: Pyrgilauda ruficollis (rufous-necked snowfinch)
Lineage: Eukaryota; Metazoa; Chordata; Aves; Passeriformes; Passeridae
Gene: GPR141
Product: G protein-coupled receptor 141
Exons: 5
Coding region: 388-1380 (330 amino acids)
Biological process (GO): G protein-coupled receptor signaling pathway
Cellular component (GO): membrane
Molecular function (GO): oxysterol binding; G protein-coupled receptor activity
Source: RefSeq, a predicted model, not a curated record
GGAGAGUGGCUGGAGCUUACAUAGAAUGAAGAUCCAAGUAAACAACACUUGAAGAGUGGAGAGAAACUAAUCUGGACAUUUUUUCAAACUGAAGUUUAGCAACUUGGAGAAACCGAUGAAGAGUUCUUGCUAAUCCCUUCUGACUUGCAUGGUUGUGAGAAUGAAGUGACUCAGAAACGAGAACAGAACUGGAAGGAACUUGCACCAUUUCUGAUGCAAGGGCUGCAGUGUGCCAAUCUGCAGCGACUUUGAUAAAAAGCUCCUUCACAACAGCCCAUUGUAAUUCUCUUAAUGUACUGGAAUUAGUUGUCCACAUAACUCCAAAAUGCAAGAUCAAACACAAAAGGCUGGAGGAAAUUUGGAUAAAAGUACGUGUUACAGCUACUGAUGUCCUCUGUGAGACUUCAGGAUUAUUCCUUGAGCAAGAGACAGAAUAUGUUCCAGGAAGAUUUCAGGAACAUGACUGAAGGGACCAGGAACAGCAGUGACUCCUCUUCCGCCUUCGUUCACACCAGCACCGUGAGUGCCAUACUGGUCACUGUCUACUCAGUUGCCUUGGCUGGAGGUGGAAUUGGGUCCAUCACAAUGUCCUUUGUGCUGCUCAAGAUGAACACUCUGUCUGUGACCACGACUGCCAUCAUUAACCUGGUCGUUGUGCACAGCCUCCUCCUCUUCACGGUGCCCUUCCGCCUCCACUAUUAUGUCAAAAAGAAGUGGGUAUUUGAUAUGCCGUUUUGCAAAAUGGUGAGUGCCAUGGUGCACAUCCACAUGUACCUGACCUUCGUAUUUUAUGUGAUCACCCUGGUGAUCCGGUGGCUCAUCUUCUUUCAGUGGAAGGACAAGGUGGAGUUUUACAGGAAGCUGCACGCCAUUGGGGCGAGCGCUGCCGUGUGGCUCUUUGUCAUGGUCUUUGGGGUGCCACUCUUCUACUUCGAGUAUGGACGCUCAGGCUUAUACAAUAACACAACCUGCUUCAAGUUCCACAAAGAACUACAGCACGAGAGUGUGAAAGCCCUGAACUACACCGUAAUUGUAGCUGUUGCCCUCAUUUCUUGUGUACUCUUGAGCUUGCAGAUUUUUAUCCUGGUAAAAGUGGCGAGAAAAUUUUCCACCUCCCUCUGUUCACACCAAGAAUUCUGGGCCCAGGUGAAAAACUUGAUUUUUAUCUGGAUCAUCAUAAUUUGGUUCCUUCCCUAUCACCUGUUCAGAGCCUACUACAUACAGCAUGUGAGUGAUUUUGACCAGUUAGAAAGCUACAAUGAGGUUUUUUUGAGCCUGACUGCCCUGAGCUGUCUGGACCUGCUGUCAUUCGUGCUGAGUGGAAGCCGCUUCUUCAAGCAAAAUGUGGGGAUGCUCCACAGGAGGUUGCCUUGCUGCUAGCAUCAGCAUCCUGCAGCAUGUGCAGGACCUGGGAUAGGACAGUGAUGGACAGACACGGCAAACUCACUCCUCAGCAAGUGAGGGUGUGCUCUGGAAAUGGUGCAACACACUUGUACAGGGCUUUGCACAUCAGCUUCCUGAAGUAAUGGAACAAACUGCCUCCAAGGUCCCAGCUAGUAAACAGGAAGGUGACCUCAGCAAUUUCCUCAUGGUGCUACCCAGUGAGUUGUGGAUGGACCUGGAGAAGAGGGAAGAAAGGUUAUGGGCUCUUCUCUCUUACUGUUUUUACAUCAAGAUUCGUGAAGUCAAAGGCUCUAGGAGGAGACCUGAGAAUUGCAAUGUAGAAACACAAAUAAGGAAGCUGGUUUAUAUGGACUAAGGUACAGAUUUGUGAAACUUAAAGAUCUAUAUCAUUUUCCCAUACAUUUCAUAUUUAUUUCCCACAAGCUCUUAUAAAAUAUCAGGGAAGCUAUUGUUCUUCCUGAGUAGGUCUGUUUCUUUACUGUUAAGCGUCACUUUCUAAGUGAAUUGAACUACUAAACCAGCUAUUUAAAACUAAAUUAGUGAUAGAUAGUUAUUUCUUAAAAUAUUUUCUCAAAAUCACUUUUUAAGAUGGUACCACUGCAGCACAAAAGAAUAUUAUCUUUUUCAUAUUAUGAAAAUAUGUCUUAAAAAAUUAUACACUAUUACUGAAAUGGACAUUGCAAGUUCAAACAAAAACCUGUGUUAUUAUUCACAAAAUUUUUAAAUUAAAAGUAAUAUUUUAUAGUCAGGACAAGUUUUUUUAGAUCAUUCAGACAGAAUUUUUCUUCUCUUCAAAAGACAAAUAUCUUAGGUAUCCAAGGUAGCAAUGUUUUUUUUGUAAAUCUUAUGUUGAUUUUGUGCAUUUAUGAAGUUUAUAAGUAGUUACUCACAGUGUCUUUAGCUUGAAAGCAAUUCUAUAAAUUUUGUACCCUGCACUGAUGAAAGAAAUGAAAAUGUUGCUGCUUGGAUUGGAGGAAUGGAAAAAGCUAAUAGACCUAGUGUAGCUAAAAAGCAUAUUCUGUCUCAGUGAGGCAUUGCCAGUUGCUGUCUUUGAAGACAGAAAUAAAUUCCACUAAAAAAGAUGAAAAAUUUGGUAAAAUAUUUCUGUGAAAGACAUUGAAGCUUUCAUAGCUCAGCCGACUUAUACCUAUCCCUAAAAAAGAAUAUAAAUCUUGACUCCUCUAAUGCAAGCCAUCAAUGACUAAUAUAUCUUUAUUUUUCUUGCCAUCUGCAUAAGGUCACAUUUUUUCAUCCAGAGUUAGUGGGAUAAUAAUUUAAUCAUUUAACUAAUUAGAGGUUAUCAGCUGAUCAAUUUUCAUGAGAGUCUUUACUCAUGAUGCUGUUGAAAUCCACCUUUUCACCCCGUGAAUCUUUCCAUUCCUUUCUGCUUCACCUUCAACAUCUCUUGCACAUCAGACAGCAAUAAAAUAACAAUUGGUUGAUCUUGCUGUGCCUGUGCUGCUGUGCUCAUUGCUUUUAGUCCCACCAAGAUGUUUUUUUUUAAUGAGAUCCCAUCUCUUCUGUGGUCUUUCUACCUUGUCUUUCUUCCUUCUUUCUUCAAGGUCCUCUAUAUCUAUCAUGAUCUUUGAUCAUAAAAAGGUAUUUUCAGGUCAGAGUAUGAGUCAUGCUGUACAACACCAAAAGGUGGAAAUCACUGAAGUUCACAACACAAGUGAGGUGUUGGGCAGCUCUCAUGGCUCACCCUUGGCAAACAGCCUGGACACAUCUGUUAAGAAAGAAACGUGAGAGCUUGCAGUGUGUGUACCUGAGAAAAAUCUGUCCAAGAAGGCGUUUGUUCCCAAAGGAUCACAGUAAAAAGGAUGACAACUACCAGCCAGAUUCAACAGUAGCUGGGGAGCAACUUUCAAAACAUGGAGGGAAUCAACUUGGAUGUGUAGCUCACUACUAGUUAACUGUGUGUCAUUUAGAAAGCAAUAAACUGCUAUUAUCCAGAUUUGUUUUAAAGCUACACAAACAAAUUAUAUUCUCCUUGUGGUGGGAGAGGAUAGAAAUUGGCAUAACAUUUUUGUUUGCUCCUGUAGCAACGUGGUUGGUUAAAGAAAAUGCCUUGCGUGCAUUCUGUGGGCAUUGCAUAGCUUUGUAACAUCAUAUUAUAACCCUUCUACUAUAAUAAAGUUAUUAACAAACAAAAUGACUAUGUGCUGAAAAAGUAAAGUCCCUCCUAGAAAAAUGCACAUAAAUUAGAAGUAUUUUAUAUCUGCAUUUGGAAUGAAACAUAAAACAUUAUUUUAAAAACAGUACCUCCCAACUAUACAGACCAACAAAUCUUGUUAGUCCGUGUUAAAAUCACAAGUAAUUUAAUUCCUGUAAAAAUGCAAACUUUCAUAGUAGCCUGCACCAUAGCAUCACAAAAAAUAGUAAUGACUUUUUUCCCCCAAUAAAAUUUGUUGCUAAUGAUGUUAAUACUAAAUCAGCAUGAUAACAAGCUAAUUAGGAGGUCCAAUAAUCACAUGAUUUAAGAUGGUGAUGUUAUCCAGCACCAAGUCUUGCCUUUUAUGGGUCUGUCUAUGCAAACUUUAUGUCUACGCAAACUUUAUGUCUACCACUUGUCUUGCUUUGUGAGAGCCAGUGUCUGGCAGAGAAAGCCUUCCCCUGCCCUGAGAGAAUGAA